GUGUGUUUGUUUGCGGGGGCUGAUGGCUUUGUGGAGGCGUUGCCAUGGCAACCGCGGCACGGCGACGUGUUGGGUGAAAAAUGUCCUCAGUGUGACGUCACGGAAGAAAUUACAGGAUGGUUGUGAUGUGUGGUGAGAGGGCGGAGCCGAGCGCAGCGGACACAAAGCGAGCACGUCGCAAGUCAUCUCUGUGCAAGCGAUCGCCAUGUCGGCCUGGAGGUCACUUCGGAGGUCAUAGGUCAUCGGCGGCUUCGUUUGAUCGCGCGCGCAACCGCGGAGUGAGGCCUCUUGGCCAGCCGAGCGGCGCGGAAGCGAUCUCGGGGCGGCCGGUGCAGUGACGUCAUCGUGCUGCUCUGGCGGGCGGGCGCUCGUCUCGAGUGAGCGAGCGAGCGAGCGACAACAUGUCUGCGGGCUCAGGCGGCCCAGCGCCGGGGCCCGGCGGCCCCCCGGCGGCCGGUGUCGGCAACCCCCGCAAGUUUAGCGAGAAGAUCGCGCUGCACACGCAGCGGCAGGCCGAGGAGACGGCCGCCUUCCACGAGGUCAUGAUGGACAUCACGUCGACUAGGCUGCAGGCUCAGAAGCUCCGUUUGGCCCGCACCCAGGGUCCGUACUACGGCGGCUCUCUGCCCAACGUCAACCAGAUCGGCAGGGGGCCUCAGGACCUGCAGGGCGCCUUCCCGCCGUCGCUGGAGUCAGCUCGCUCUACGCGUCAUCACGGCCUGGUGGAGCGAGUCCACAGGGAACGUCGCUUCGUGCCGCCCAUCAGACCGUACCGCAACCGCCAAGUGGACAACUCCACCUAUAACUCCGCCUACUUGUCGCCACCCCCGGACCCCAGCUGGAGAAGGAAUUGGUCCGCCGGAAUCUUCCCGGGGGAUAAAAGCCACUUGUUACGUCUCCCAACCACUGCGCUCAACAGGACCAACUCCGACUCAGCCCUCCACACCAGCGUGAUGAACCCGCCAUCGGGUGACCCCUUCGCCACAGGAUGUCACACCCUCACAGCCCACGGCGGAAGACGCAACGUCUUUCCGUACCCUGUCCCGCCCAUUGAGGAAAACGUGCUGGAUGAUGCCAAGCUCAUCCCCAACAAAGCUUGGGACGCCAAGAAGUUUCCUGUGAUGACCUCCAGACCAAAGUCAUGUGAAGUUCCUGGCAUCAACGUCUUCAUGUCACCCGAGCUACCGUCGGCUCCCGCACACGGCAUCCCACCGGCCCUCAACAUUAGCGGGUCGCUCCCAGAUCUGUCCAGCCUUCACUUCCCCCCGCCUCUGCCCACACCGCUGGAUCAGGACGAGCCUACCUACCCCGGCGGCAGCACGGGCAACCUGGCGUCCACCCUGACCCAGCUGGGCAUCAAUACCAGCAGCGCCGAGGGAGGCAACGGCGCCUUCCACCAUCAGGCCGGUGUGCCGGGCUCGUUGGGAGGCACGCUGAGUAACCCGUCCCUGCAGUCGUCGCUGAGUAACCCCAACAUCCAGUCGUCGCUCAGCAGCCACUCUUUCAGCAACUCUCUAAGCUCCGCCUCCUUGCACUCAUCACUCAGCAACCCAUCGCUGCAAUCGUCUCUGGGCUCCUCCCCCUCUCUGCCCUCCUCCCUCAGCAGCCAAUCGCUGCACUCGUCCCUCAGCAGCUCCUCCCUCCAAUCGGCCUCCGGUAGCAGCAACCCCGCCUACAGCUCUGGCUCCGCCACCUACACGUCCUCGGUCAGCACGUCACCGCGGAGACGGGCGCAACCCUCGCCACUCGUCCUGCCCGUCUUGGGCGGGGACGCCCGGCGACAUCACACCAAGCAGUUCUCGCCCACCAUCUCACCCACGCUGUCCUCCAUCACGCAGGGCGUGCCCCUGGACACGAGUAAGCUGACUCUGGACCAGCGCUUACCACCAACUCUGGACCAGCGCUUACCACCAUAUCCACUGGGCCAGCAGGCCCCCCACCAGCAGCCCCCCCUCCUGAGUCAGCAUCAAGCGCAGAUGGUCCGCCUCCAGCAGACGCCGCCGCAGAACCUGCUCAACGCUCAGCACUUUGGAACGCCGCAGCGGGCAGGCAGCUCUCAGGUCAGCUCGGCACUGGUGAAGAACAACGCCUUGGAGCCCUACCUCCACAGCACCUUGACCUCCCAGUGUCAGCUCAAGCAGGAAGCGGAGCAACAGAGGAGCGGGAACUUCCCUCAAUUGCACUUGACCGCCGACCUGUACAACGAUGCCUUGCUCAAUUCCUUGCUGGACGACUCUUACGUAAACCUGCAGCUCAGUGGCAAAGCCAGCCAGCAGUUUCCCGCCGAGAGCCCGAGUGACGUCCUGGGCCGCAGUGUACUGAGCGGCGGCCAUGCUGACACGCAAGUGCUGCAGCAGUCCUUAGACCAAGCCGUACUCAACCAGAACCAGAAUCAGAAUCACAACUAUGGCGGCGGCGGCGACUUUCGCCAGAACAUCCCCAACAUCAUCCUGACAGGCGACUCUCCGCCGGGCUUAUCCAAAGAGAUCGCCAGCGCCCUGUCGCACGUGCCGGGUUUCGAGAUGGACCCGUACUCACUGGACGACCCGCUCCGGAUGGGCGCUCUGGCCCUGGACAUGCUGGAGGGAGACCUCAUGCUGGCCGACCCCGCUGUGGAGGACUCGUUCCGCUCGGACAGACUCAAGUGAGCUCCGGCGCGGGCUGGCGGGCAGACACCGGGAGCGGACGCGCGCCGUGGGGUCAAGACAGAAACUCACCAGCUGCCCUUCCGGGUUGCGAAGGGGUGAAGCGCUUCUGGAACGUGGCCGGUAAAUUUCUAUCGGAAGUUAAGAUGGGAAACUUUGCAAUGAUGUCAAAUUGGAAACUUUCCAUUGGAACCCUUUUUAAAGGCUCUCCAUUACCCUCUCGGGUAUUUUGCCGGAUCUUUCAACAGCCACAGAAUAUUAAGCUAUGUCACUAUAAAAGCAGUGAACCUACCACAAGGAAGAAGAGACUCGCCUCUUUCACCAGAAAAAAAAAAAAUCAGCUCUUUCGUAAUCAGCAGUUAAAAAUGGGUUGGUUUUUACUCGAAGCACCGGCUUCGAACCCAAAAGUGGAGAAACAAGCCAAGCUUUUCAUGCAAAAAAUUGGGAUUUCAACAUCUCUUUUGCUUCAUUUAGAAUCAUUAAUGUACAGAUAUUUUCAGAUUUGCAGCUUUGCGGUGGCGUGUGGAGGACCCAAGCGUAGGGAGGCAAGGCUGGAAUGUAGGAUCAACACACAAGAUCGAUUCCGGGGAGGAAAAAAAAAGUACCAUAGUAUGGUGACAAAAUACUGAAUUAAAAGUCUAAAAGUAAUUCUCCAAAGAAUCAUGGGAGAAAGCACUAAUUGGCUCUACAAGUGUUAACGUUGCACUUUGGAACACAUAACUUUAAUUAAAAGUCGCACUUGUAGUGGGGAAAAAAAAUAUUACACAGUUGUUCUCAAAGUGCCCUAAAAAUGAGCAUGUUUGUAAAUGCCAGUAAAUGGUUCUGAAAGUAGCUACUGCGAUAUCAAGUACAUUUUAUAUGGACAGUUAUUGAGAAUGUCAAAUCCAAAGCGAUGUGAUGUCGCCAUAUCCUGGCGUGUGCUUGAUGGUACACAGGAGCGAUUUGACAGACGAGCUGGGUGAGAGCCUCUCGCGCGCGUUGUAAAACGAACGGGGCAAUGAAACACUUGGAUUCCACUUAACUAAUAAAAACGUCCGCACCAGUCAACCAGUUACUGCGGAAGUCAAAUCAAAAACCUUUUGGACAAUAAUCUGGUCUGUGCGACCCCGCUCGUCUAUACACGGUAUUCUGAUGAAUGAAUGAAAAUGUCAUCCAGAACGUUUUUGACUUGACGUCCCCUGUAAGCGCUUCCAUUCAGAAAACGGAUUCUUGUCAAUUGCCUUUAAUUGCCAUGGAAAGUUUCCAAAUUGGACAGUUGACGGAAUGUUGCCCCCUCGUCCGGAGGCCCAUGCGUUCGCCAUUUUGGACGGCAAGCCAGCCAUGAACUUUCUCCCGGGUGGCGACUAGUAGCGUCAGCCUCUCAAAACACGGAAAGGCCAACUGCUGAGCCUUCAAGUCCACCUCCUGGUCCAUGCACUAGUGCACUCCUUGUCCUCACUAGUAGGACAUUUGCCCUAUUCGGCAUGUUUUUUUUACCCAUGAACCCCUUUGAGCAUUUAUUCCCAUGCCUUCGAAGUACUCGAGCUCUGUGCUGGAUUUCCACACAUAUAUGCCGCACCCACACAUAUAUGGAACGACGGAUCAAUAAACACGGUGAGGAGACAUCUCUACUGGGAACAAGUGUGAAAAAAAUACGCGAGUCCGCAUUCAUUGCCGAGCACGACCAUCAUGUAAGGGUGCGCACCCUCUUGUCAAUCUUUGCAUCAAACUUCAGGGGGUAAAAACGGCACUGAUGAAACUGGCAAAUGAACAUGUCAGCCAUUUGAACAGACACGGCAUUGUUCCUGAAUUCAGACAGCGUCUGAAAUAAAUACAUCUUAUAUAUGAGUUACAUAUGUGUAUGUAUACACAUAUGAUGUAGUAAAUAAUAGAAUGAAUGACCAUCCACUUUGUUGUGGCAGACAAUAAAAUCCCGUCCCUGCCCCCUCUUAAAUUUUUCUUACUUUAAACCAUGUAUUUUAUAUCGAUUCGAUAGAAAGUUGUCCUCCUGCUAGUGAAAACAGGCUGCACUAGUACAUGGACCCGCAAGGUGGAUGUGAAGAAUGUGGAAUAAAUGCUCACAACGGGUUUAGUAGUAUAAAAAUCAAAAACUUGUUCUCAACAUCCCUGAUGCCUACUUUCGGGUCCAUACACUCUUUUUGUCUUAGCUCGUAAGACAAUUCAGCAUACUAGUAAGAACCACUGUGUCCUACUAAUAACUUUUUUUGCACUAGUAGUGGAAAAAAACGUCACUCACGUGACGUAGUUCUACUAAUGCGUCCGCGUUGUAGGAGGGUAUGUUCACACUGCAGCUCAAUUCCUUUUUUAUUUUAUUUAUUUAUUUUUUUCAAAUCCAACCUGGCUCGGAUAUUUGCACAUGUCCGACCUAUACGUCAACUAAAGCCCAGUAUUUCCUCCUCGCAGGCGGGGGGGAAAAGACUGCUUAGGAAACUACUGACAUUGUCCGGGAAUCUACAAUCGUUUUUUGAAGUAACAGUUGUCUUUACAGUUGACUUUAAUUGAAUCCCACUUGAAACACGAAGCAAAAAGUGGACAUUUGUGGCGAAUGUAGUCAUUCGCCCACGCUUCUUUUACUAUUCACGGCAAUGACGUGACAUCAUUUUUAAUCGCCGUUUUCAUUAAAUGAGGGGAUCGGGGGAGUCCCCAAAUUAUCUGUACCUCCUCCUGCCUUGAUACUGUGGCGAUAUGAGAUGAUAAAAUGAGCCCCGACACACGGCACCAUAUUUAAUUCCAUAAACACUGGCCAGAUGAUGUCUGUUUUUUUUGGGGGGGGGGGGGUUUUUUUUUUUUCUUUUUCUUUCAUGCAUGUCACUUUGACGACGGGUUUUGAGCUCAUGCGUGUCACAACAUGGGCGCGUUGCGUUCACAUUAGAAGUCGCAUUUGUUUUUGUAGCGAGUAUAUAAAAAGCUGUAAUUCAUUUAAAAAAAAAAAUCCAAAUUGUGCCUGCAGUGUGAACAUAGCCUUAAUUGUGAGGAGGAAGAGCAUACUACAGCAUACUACAACUAAAUAUAGUUUCAGGACCAUAUACUAGUAGUCCGGUUGUUGGCCUCACUAUUGAGUCAGUUCACUACACUCGCAGUAUGACUGUAUCUCAUCAUUUAAUACACGACUUUUUAUUUUUGUGGCUUUAGUUGAAAAGCAAGGAAGGGAGGUGUUUUAAUUGUGCACUGUAGGCAAAGAGCAUAAUAAUAUCCAUGGACCUUUAACUGAAUCUCGUUUCAGGUCCAUGAACUACUUGUCCAGUCGCUGUCCUCACUAUUCUGACAAUUUUGAAGUAGGCAGACAGCAUCGUUGUGUCUCUAGUUGAAAAAGCCUACCUGUAAGACUCUUUAUUUUUUAAUUUUUUGUCUGCUUGUGUGCUGAAUUGUACUGACAAAUGAGCUAACUCGUAUAUGGACCCGAAACUGGACUUUGCAUACUUCCUGCUCUGCUAUGCAAUUGAAGGCGAGAAGCCUGCUGUCUGUCAUUACCAAUCAGACUGUCGGUGUUCCUCCAAAAUCAUCGCGAGCCACCCACGUGUGGCUUUUCUGUGGGUAAUUGGCGAGGUAGUCACACAUUCCCUGUUGGCGGCGCUUACCCGUCUUUUGGCUGAAAUUUGACAGGAAGCUCCUCGGGAUGUGCGUGCGCUGGCGUGCGCAUACGCAGGAAGUCUUGUCAUCAAGUCAAGAAGAAGACGAGAAUAAAUGUCAGCGGGACAUUUUUACGCGUUUGACCAGCUUUUUAGUUCUUCAGAAUGAAAAAAAAGAAUGUUUUCCGAGGUGAGGGAGCGGUCUCAGUCGGUCCCGUCAUCAUCAUGCCAGAACUUCCUCUUUGAACAGGAAGUGCAGGUUUUCACACGCUUGCGUGUUUGUUGGAAAAGGUCAAAGUCACAUUCGCUGACAAGGAAAAUUUCUUUGAGCCAAGCUAAGGUGCAUGCAUGUGCGCACGCGAUUGUUUUAUGCAAUCAUGUCGGCAGAAACAAUGUAGUUGGAAACUCUGCCAGUGGGGGAGCUGUUGAGGGAUCAGCAACAGGCCAUAUUUCAUAUUUCUCUGAAACACGCACACAUGUGUGCGCGCACACAUCCCCUACCAUGAGCUAAAAAGGCCAUAUUUCAUGUUGUCACAUUUUUACAAAAGUUUGCUCAAACGUUCUUAACGCUGUUGGGCUCGUGCUUUUAGGCUGAACUGCGUUUAUGCGCGUGUUGUAAUAAUUUGUAAUAAGCAGGGACGUGUUUGUACAUAUGAAUGUUUGCAAAGCAGCUAACAAGAGAUUUAUAAACUGUUACUUCACAUUCUUUUUUGCAGAAAAUAAACUUUAUGUGAACUUG
Hippocampus comes (tiger tail seahorse) is the source of this 6953-nucleotide messenger RNA. Its product is annotated as CREB-regulated transcription coactivator 2. The record is from RefSeq and is a predicted model, not a curated record. Gene Ontology annotation, cellular component: cytoplasm; nucleus. Gene Ontology annotation, biological process: protein homotetramerization; positive regulation of transcription by RNA polymerase II. Bases 402 to 2648 code for a protein of 748 amino acids. The transcript is spliced from 15 exons. Lineage: Eukaryota; Metazoa; Chordata; Actinopteri; Syngnathiformes; Syngnathidae. Gene Ontology annotation, molecular function: cAMP response element binding protein binding.